AUGGAGGAGGUGUACUUCCGGCUGCACCUACAGCUCAUCCGCUGGGCGCAGCGUCUUCUAAGUGCUGCGAACCGCGAAAGGAUCGAGAUGUUUUUGUUCGUAGUCGCUUCGCACUUUCUUCUGCUGUUUUUCAUACUACAUGCGAGUUUUAUCAGCGAUGGUGGUUCAGUUAGCUGUCUAGCACAGAUUCUACCGCCUUCAGCGACCCCCUACAGUCUCCAGGACGGUCAUCUUCGUCUGCUCCGAAUUCAAAUAAUGCCCGACAUUGACGCGGCUGCUUGGAGCCUCUCGACGGGCUCCUUCGUAUACGCUCCCCAGAAGAGUCUAUUGGCAUUGUUGGAACACGCCAACACUAUUCAGACUGACGUGAAGAUGGACACACUGUUGCUCCCCAAAUCGUCUCAGUGUUUUAAACUGCGAUGGUUUAAUGACUUGCCACUGUGCUCGUUCAUAAGGGAUAAAGUGGUUGGAUACGAUAUAAUAUUAGUGAACCAAAUAGUAAAACACUUUGGCGCUCGAGGGGUCUUUUACAGAGAAGACAGCCGCUCGACCAUCAAUUUGAGCUACGGAGUAUUUAACCCGACGUUGGCGGCACAAAGUUGGUUGAGGUUCGUGGCCAUGAAAGUUAAAAUCCUGCACACGAUCCUGUUCUUGCUCUUUGCUCUGGCUGCGCUGGUGGCCUUUGUGCUGAUGGAGACGCAGAAGAGGAUGAUCACGUUUGCAGCACUGUUCCAGAACCGACACCAGCUCCAGAUCCCCUUUGCCAACCUGGUUUUGACUUUUUUCGCGCAGUCGCUCGUGUUUGUUCCAGUUCUGGUGGGUAUGGUAUAUUUCUUGUUCGAGCUCUACAAGGAUCGUUUACUGGCAUUUGGCGUCAUGACGAUCAUGUGGAUGGGCGAGUCGUUCUCGGUCGUCAGCGUGCGGACGAGACUGUCACAAGCCUAUUUCCCUCCGCUGUUCUUCUGUCUCUUCACGUUACUUCACAUUUAUCUCUUCUCGUUUCCGUUUGGCUUCUCGUAUGUCGCGCUGGGUGUAACGAGCCUUCUCCUCCUCCAACUGAUGCUCUUCUUCUGGAACUGCUUCGAGAUCCCAGCUCUGAAUCGAGGCGACAUUUCAAGAAUGUGUUCACGAGAGCAAUUAUUUCUUUCCUUUUUAUUUUAA
Phytophthora infestans T30-4 is the source of this 1161-nucleotide messenger RNA. RefSeq lists its product as uncharacterized. The record is from RefSeq and is a predicted model, not a curated record. The coding region runs from base 1 to 1161 and encodes 386 amino acids. The transcript is spliced from 5 exons. Gene Ontology annotation, biological process: positive regulation of ERAD pathway; response to endoplasmic reticulum stress. Gene Ontology annotation, cellular component: endoplasmic reticulum. NCBI's taxonomy places the organism in Eukaryota, Oomycota, Peronosporomycetes, Peronosporales, Peronosporaceae.